Molecule: messenger RNA, 4096 nt
Organism: Leptomonas pyrrhocoris
Lineage: Eukaryota; Euglenozoa; Kinetoplastea; Trypanosomatida; Trypanosomatidae
Exons: 1
Coding region: 359-4096 (1245 amino acids)
Biological process (GO): tRNA methylation; wybutosine biosynthetic process
Molecular function (GO): protein binding; tRNA methyltransferase activity
Source: RefSeq, a predicted model, not a curated record
GAAUACUUCACAUCAGAGAACCACAACACAUAUAAACACGUUAGCGCCCUUCUCACUUCCUUCAGCACUCUUUUCCUCGCGUGCUACGGAAGGUCGGUUUCCUCUCAACUGAUCGGCGAGCCGUACACACCUUUUUUUAAAUCUCGUAGCACUGAACUCCCCACCCCCCUCCCCCAACAAAAGAAGAGAGAAGACAAUUCAGCUCCUAGGGCAUUCCAUCGCAGGCUCAGAAAUGCAUUCUCACCACUCAAUGCAGCCGCCCACCCCGGAGAAAAACAAUAGCAAAGAGACCCGAGGAGAUGCCACCAAUGGCACGGCGCCCCUUUCCAAAAAGAAACAGAAAAAGGCCAGCAAGGUAAUGCAGAAAAUUAAAGUUCCAGGUGGGAGUGUUGAUGUGAUGGUGCAGCACACCAACGAUGAUAGCGUGGUCAGCAAGCGCUCUGCUGUGGCACACGACUACGUACGCGACUGUUUUCUGCGGUGCUUUGUCAAGAAGCCGUCGCGCCGUUCGCCGCUGAUCAACCGCGGCUACUACCUCCGCAUGGCUGUGAUGACAGACCUCGUAACCCGUCUGAUCCAAGUCGCUCUCUCCGCACCGGAGCGUGCUGCGCACACGACGCCUACCUCGGACUCUUCCUCAGCUGCUGCUGCUGCUGCAGGUACUACUCCACCAAUCCAAGUCUUGUCUCUCGGCGCAGGCUACGACACUCUCGCGCUGCGGCUUUUGCUGGACUCCGUCGAUCUGCUUUCGACUGGCAAGCCCAGCGGGCCGUCGGCGACGGCGCAGCCGGCUUCUCUUACCGCGUCGUUCCCCAACGGAGAUGUGGUGUUCGCGGACGUUGACUUCCCUGCGGUGUUGCAAUCGAAGGCGGCGCUGAUGGCUGCUGCUCCUCCUCGUACCUUUCCCCCAGGAUGGAGACUGGCGCCAGCAGACGCCGACUGCCCUGUUGCUAGCCCGUUUUACACCGCCGUCGGCAUCGAUCUUCGCACGGCCGCUGCGGAACUGCUACCUCGUCUGACCCGCUACGGUCCGAAAGGCUUCGCCUCCACUAACUUCACCAUCAUCUACGCAGAGUGCGUCAUGCAGUACAUGCCGCCUGAGGACGCGGCGAGGCUGGUGGCACUGCUCGCGUGCACGUUCCCCAACGCCGUCUUCGUGGCGUACGACCAGGUCUCCCCCAGCGACAGCUUCGGCCGAGUGAUGCAGCAGUCUCUGCGCCAAAAGAACAGCCCGCUGCUCGGCAUUCAGGCCUGUCCGGAUGGACGACACAUGACGCGGCGCGCGCUGACCUCCGGCAUGCAUCGUGCCUGGUGGGGCAACUUCUAUCGUGUCUCUCGUUACGUGAUUGCAGGGCCGGAGAAGUCGCGCGUGGAAGGCCUGGAGGCGUUUGAUGAGCUCGAGGAAUGGAAUGAGAUGUGUGAGCACUAUGGCAUCACCAUGGCGACCACCACCAGUCGUGUGUGGAGUUCCGUGGUGGCACAUGGCUGCGCGGCGCACCGGGCCUUUGUGGAGUACGCCGCCGAGGGGAAACCACUGGCGCAACCGCCUGCAUCUGUCACCUCUGUUGUCGCAUUUGCAGAGCAGCAGGCCGUGAGCGGCGCCUUGCAUAACUGGCCCUCCGCGCGAUAUGGAUUUGAAGGAUGGGGAAAUGGCGGGGUUGCGGUGGAGCCGUUGCGUAACGGCGACCGGCUCCUCGUGUCCUUCGGCGGCUUUGCGGUGGGCAAGCGGCAUGAGCGCACCAAUGCCAUCUACGUGCACAGCCUGCAGGAGGGCGAGCUGCGCGUGGUCGUCGCAGGAGAUGAUCCUGUGCCGCUGCACGGUGGCAGAAACGCUCACAACAACGAGGCGUCGAACAUGUCUGUGACAUCCACCACAGCCAGCGUGGCAUCCACCUCGACUGCAGCCUCGAAAAUGCCACCGGCGCUGGUCUUUCACUCCUUCUCCCGCAUCGGCACUGGUCAGUACCUCGUGUGGGGCGGCCGAACGAACCCGGCCGCUGCGACGUCAAAUGCUUACGUGCUCACGCUGGACAUCCCACGCACCGUGAGUCUCGGCAGCACGGUGCGUGCACGAUGGACGCCGUUGAUGGUGACAACGACCGACAAUUGCUGUCCCUCGCCUCGCUAUCGGCACUCGAUGGUGUGCCUCCGUAGCUUGGAAGACAACGCCGAGGCAAAAUUGCUGUUGAUGGGUGGCAAGACAGCCACCGAAGCAGCAGCGGCAACUACCGCAACCACCGGCGACGUAGUGAGCACGACUGAACUGGAUUGCUACUUGGUGACGGUCUCGACACUGCACUGCAGCAUCACCUACGAACCGCUGCGAAAUCUAAAAGGGAAAAAGGCGGGUGUGAUGCCAUCUGCUGCGCAUUCCUUCGCAGCACUCGCGCUGUCAGACGACGACGUUCUCCUCGCGGGAGGUUUGUUUGCUGACCGCGACGCUUGCGAGAACUCACUGUGGCGACUGCGGCUUUCGACGCACGAGUGGACACGGCUGCCGGUAAACCUUGGAGCAGGUCGCUUCUCGCACACUCUCACACGCGUCACCGUCAACCAUCGCGACUGCAUUCUCGUGCUGGGCGGCAGCACGUGGGAAGAGAAAUCGAGCGUGUCCGUUGGCAUGCUUGUUCCGGCGGAGGUGGCGGCGGCGGAAGGGGAAAAGGUGUCACCUGUGCAGCCGCUUCGUGUGGCGCUGCCAAGUGACGCCCCGUGGUGGUCCCGUCACUCCUGCGUGGUGCUGGGUGAGGGCGUGGUCGGGGUGGUGGGAGGCGGGUACACCUGCUUCUCCUUUGGCACCUUUGCCGCCAAACCGCAGCUCCUCUACCUCGGCGACUCCGUUGACGGGAGCGCGUGGCGUUGCGCUCCCGCCGCAGCAGCAACCGCUGGUGCUGCCGUCAACGAUGCUGUUCGUGACACCGCAGCGGACGAAACGCCCGGUUCCCGGCCGGUGUACGCCUACGAUCAACUGCUGUCAAAGCCGUGGCCCUCCGUGCGGGAGGUGGCGGAGUACAGCGCUGCGGCGUUUCUGGCGGUGGCGCGCGCUGCCGCGGAGCCGGUGGUGUUCCGUAACGUGAACCUUGGAGGCUGCGUGCAGAAGUGGGCGUCGCCGGCGUACCUGAAGAGCGCGGAGGGCAACACCACCGUCUCCGUCCACGUCGCGGAGAGGUCGCAACUACUGGACUUUGUGCGUAAGAACUUCGCCUUCCGCCAUGUGACGCUGACGGAACUGGUGCAGCACCUCGAGGACGCGACGGAGCUCUAUCGCACUUGCAUGGAGACGCCGACGGAGACGUGGUACUACCGCUCGAUCGCGGCCCACAUGAAGAGCGAGCGGUCAAACCUGUGGACGGACUUCGCGACAUUGGGGCAAGACUUUGUGUUGCCGCCUGGCGCAAAGGAGCACAUCGAGCCGCUGCUGCAUCAGUCCUGUCUGCGCAUGAACGCCCCACCACUGCAGCUCUGGACGCACUUCGACACACUGGACAACGUACUUUGCCAAAUUGUGGGCUGCAAGCGUGUGGUGCUCUUUCCGCCAAGCGAGUACAACAACCUCUACAUGUCCGGCAGCUCCUCGGCAGUCAUUAACUUGGAUGCGCCGGACCUGGUGCGCUACCCGCGUUUCAUUGAAGCGUGCAAGGCAGCGCAGGUGGUGGUUCUGCGACCAGGCGACAUGCUCUACUUCCCAGCCAUGUGGUUCCAUCACAUCACGACGCUGGAGGAAGAGGAGGUGGAAGUUGGUAGGCACGGUAAAGGUGAUGGCUCGUCGCCUCGUCAUUGCCCACCGUACAAUAUCAGUGUCAACGUCUUCUACCGCCACUUCGAGCAGGCCUCGGUGUAUGACACGAAGGAUUUGUACGGCAAUAAGGACAUCCUCGCCGUGACGCGCCUACGCGGAGAACUGCAGACUGCCGUGCGUGCGCUUGUGAGCGGCGCGCGUUUAAGUGACUGCGAGGAGGGAGCAGAAGCUGCGCCGGUGCUCCCCUCAGAGUACGCCGAGUUCGCGUUGCGCGAGUUCUUGCAAGACGCCGAAGGAAUUGCAGCGGACAUGGCGGAUGCGCGGCGGGCCUCUGCGGCCGAUGGCGAGGAACGCGUGUGA